CUACCAUACUUAUUUCUAGCGGCAAAUUCAGCGAGGAUUCCAACAUUUAACUUCAUCGUCAAGAAAGAAGAUGUCCUUUGUGAGGGUGCCUAGACGGUCCCAGUCUCUUUCCGGUAGGAGCAGGAAACCAAAGAAAAAGAAAGCUACUUGGGAUAGCACAACAAGUGACUUGACAGUCCAUAAGCUGAGCAAAGAUGAGUUGGAUCGACGUCAUGCCGUUCAUCAGUCGGCUAAUUUAGAGAUUAUCAAAGAGGAGAAAAGAAAAAAAGCUAUUCUUAAAGCUAGGAAAGAGAGAUCCCAAAGUGAGGGAUCACAGGCUGGCUUGCUACAGGAGAUCCUGUACGACGAGAAACAACUGAAUGCUGCCCUCGCUCAUUCCGAUCGGGUCAUGUCUGUUGUCAAGGACCUCUUCUAUGAUGACCCAAAGCGUUUGAAAGCUAUACCUCUUAUUACACGAGCACCUGGGGGAGAUGCUGAUAGAAGAAGAGGUGGUCCUAUCAAAGAGAAAGGCCCUCACACCAGCUAUUUAGAUACCCUCAGUGAUUCUAUCAUGGAUCCAUCAGCACUCAAUGAAUAUCAACAAGAUAUUGACUCUCAGCUAGAGGAAGAAGAGACAGAUGAUGAUGAUGAGGAAGAUGGAGAGACACCGGUGUUUGACAGUAAGCUAGAUGUUGAUCGAUUUCAGAGUUAUAUCCAUCGAUCAGCUACCCAGAAACCUGUUGAUGAGAGGGAGAGAGCCAACCUGAGGCAUGGAUCCAACAACAAAGAAAACAUGGACCCUGUUGUUACUCCAGAGAGGUUGCCGCUUGCAAAGUCUCAGCAAGAUACCAUCAAUGACACUGCCAAGGCGAACAAGAAAAUGGGCUCAAAGUCAAAGUCUAAAAGUCAAAGUUCAUUCUUAGAAAUCAGUCAGAAAACUAAACCGGAAGACCUAAGAAUGUAUUUGAAUGAGCUAAUGACGGCUUGCAGUGCCUUUGACCAGGUCAGAGGGGAAGCUGACAUCAGUCAUACCUUCACCUCGGGUUUUCCACAUCUGAGUGGCUAUACUGCUUUCUUAGUCCAGACGCUCACAAAGAUUUUAAAGCAUCUUACUCAGAGUGAAGCCAAUCUUGAACAAGAGAGGGCAGCAAAACAAAGACUGGAACAGGAGACUGCUCAACAGAGAAAACUCAUUGAUGCCAUGACUGUUGACAUGAUGCAAUCACAAGAACUAAAUAUGAAGAUCCAAGCAGAAGCAAGAAAACACAUCAAUCAGAUGGAACAGAGACUGCAGAUUGUAGAGCAUUUGCUGGCUAACAGAGAGUUUUUAGAAGAGAAGGUUGAGCCUUGUGAGACUGCAAACCAGAAGGAAGCCCUCGGUUCUCGUCCAACCCAGCCAUCAAAAUCAGCGUCUACCAUGGCUACUGCUCAUUCAGAAGCAAUACGUUCAAGUGACAUCAAACAAGAUCAACAAACUGACCCUCAUCCUGGACCUACGCAAAUUACUACUUCGGCCUCAGGCUCUUUACCAGCCGUGUCCCUUGUAGAAUCUACGCUGCCGACAAGGACAAGUUCAGGACAGACAAUAGUGACAGGACAGCCUGGAGAUCAAUCUAGUACCUCCCAAGUACAGUCUACAGCAGUCAGCUCAUUCAUCACCUCCAGAAAUAAUACUACUGCAGGUAAUGCAAACCAGGACGCUACUGGACACCAGGACACUGGUGGUCAUCAAGUACCUCAGUUAAGCCAGCACACAGUGGAGAAAUUGAUGUCAACUCGACCUGGGCAAGAGAGAGAUGAUGUUCAUUUUUCAGGGAAUCUCAGAAGCAUUCAAACCAACGUUCCAAUUGGUAUUCAGAAUAGUGGAUUAUUCCAAUCUGGUGAUGGCGAGAGAGCUAUGCACAGACCAAGUAGCAAAUCAGGGUUUAGUAUAUCAUCAAUGCCUUCUAGUGUGCAGAAAGGUACUAAUUUGACAUCACAGGGGAGUAGACUGGGUCCCUUCGGUAGCUCAAGACAGCAAGAAUCUUCAGACUUUCAUCUCCGUCCUAUCCAGCCUGCAAUGCUCCUGUCACCACCCAGGCAGAAGGAUAGGAGAGAUUUCAUCAAACCACCUGGCUAUCAGUCUCAACUUGCUAAAGGUGCUCCUCAUGUACUCACCCAUGGUGGUAUAUCCAAUCCUACAUCUACGCUAAGUGGUGGUGUAAAGGGAUCCACCUUCCAGCCUCAAGCAGUGUUCUUAGGCACGAGAUCGAAAUUUUCAGGGGACCCGAGUCUUGAUGUGAACAGAAAUGAUUUUGUUAACCCAUCAGGAUAUCCUCCAAGGGAGCCUCUACUCAACAACUAUACCUCUGAUCCUGAUGGUCUCAGGGAAGGUGUGUCUCCGACCUUAUCUGUGGGCAGUUCAUCUACGCGAUACCUCUCUCUUCCUGGCAUUCCUGGUGAAACCAAUAUGAUCAAGAACAUUCUACAUCAUGGCAACACCAACCCAUCUCUUCUGCAACCGGACAGGCCAGGACCGAACGGGCAAGAUCAACAGCAACACCAACCCUUGAGGAACGUUCAUCCAAUGACGAUGGAUACUGUCUAUGAAGCAUCCCUUGAUGGAUCAGUAGAGCCAGCUGGAAGGGAGGAUACAUCUGUUGAUAUGAAUGAGAAGAUAGCAUCACUGUCUAGACAGAGGGUUGAAGCUCAGGCCAGACUUGAACAUCUCAAGGAUAUGUAUGGUGGGGAGGAAAGACCUACCACCAGUGGACGAGAAGCUACGGAAAAUAAGAUCCCUACCAAACCUACAGGUGUGUUGAUUGGAGCUUCACCUCCUGUUUCACCAAUAUCAAGAGAGCCACCAUCACAGAGACCAUUGCCUACAGGGACAUCCCGUAAUGCAUCAGCAGGGAGGACAAUCCAUGUAUCCAUGCCAAAGCUAAGUGAGCUGGAAAUAUCUGCAACAAGUACUCCUGCUUCCAAGAGGACAUCAACUGGAAGCAGUGGUCCUUCACCAGGCAUCAACCAAAAUGACUGGAAAACACCUCUCAAGGAUUCCCCUGGAAAAGAGGAAUUCUUUGCUCUCAAGGCCCACAUAUCAACCUAACAUCACCAGGAAAAGAAGAAUUUUUUGCUCUCAAGGCCAAAUAUCAACCUAACAUCACCAGGAAAAGGGGAAUUUUUUGCUCUCAAGUCCACAUAUCAACCUAAUAUCACCAGGAAAAGAGGAAUUCUUUGCUCUCAAGGCCCACAGAUCAACCUAACAUCACCAGGAAAAGAGGAAUUCUUUGCUCUCAAGGCUCACAGAUCAACCUAACAUCUUCCCUGGAAUCAUCCCAUUAAUCUGCU
Molecule: messenger RNA, 3309 nt
Organism: Lytechinus variegatus (green sea urchin)
Lineage: Eukaryota; Metazoa; Echinodermata; Echinoidea; Temnopleuroida; Toxopneustidae
Exons: 17
Coding region: 71-3067 (998 amino acids)
Biological process (GO): mitotic spindle assembly; metaphase chromosome alignment; regulation of centriole replication
Cellular component (GO): centriole; centrosome; spindle
Source: RefSeq, a predicted model, not a curated record